Messenger RNA from [Torrubiella] hemipterigena, 3747 nucleotides. The record is from the annotation of a GenBank genome assembly. Lineage: Eukaryota; Fungi; Ascomycota; Sordariomycetes; Hypocreales; Clavicipitaceae.
GCCCUGGUCCCUACCGAAAAUGCACCAUCCCCAUGGCGUGUAAGUUGGCGGGCGACGAUGGGCCGCCUUGGACAAAAAGACGGCCGAAUUAUAUGCUCCCAAGAGAGGAUUCCCGACUUCUCCUCUCUGCAUCUUGCUUCUUCCUCGAGUUUGCUCUCCUUCCAAGAAAGAAGAAAGAAGCCGUGCUUGCAAAAGCCUAACCUCUUCUGGUUGCAUCAUCACCCGCACUUCCACUUACACAGCGCAGCCCUGCAAGCCUGCUGCCAUACACUCCAAUUAUACCCAACCACACAGUCUUGCAAGGCUUCACGCAGCAAGAGGCACGCAAAGGGUCCACUGCAUUUUACCCAGACCCAUGACCGCGGCAUCUAUACCGUCGUCAACAUGAGCACUGCAAGGGACCUCUCCCGAAUUCGCACUCCCAGGUCCCGUGGCCCUUCCUCCUCCCCAGAGCUCGACGACGAGCUCUACUCGGAGUACUUUGACUGGCAAAAGUACUACCAGAUUGACGAUCAGUUGCCUGGUAUCAUCCACGACAUCCCCUCCAUCAUUGAAUCCCUCCACAUUGACAGCUCUGCCCGCCAUUUCGAAAUGGCUGGAGCCUACCCGUCCCCCUAUGAUUCCACCACCCAUUCCCCCCGGGACUCUCCUCCAGAGCUAGACCAUGCUGAGAGUACGUCCCCUUCAGAGAACUCAUUCUAUGAGCGUCAUCCUGAAGAACCCUAUCACCCUUCGGCCGCUUCUUUGAAGCAGGUCCAGGCUGGUGAUGACCACUGGACAGUGACGGCUCACAAGCAUCCCGUGUCGUUCCAAUACCCCCGGGAAAUUCAAGUCUCACAAAAUGCGGUCUUGGAUAACUCCACAACGACCGCCAAUUAUGGCCGGCUAGAGAAAGAAAGCUCUAAUAAGAGACAACGACAUCUUGCAGACCCCGAGGAGACGGCCUACGUUCGAAAGAGCGGGGCGUGUGUCCCAUGUCGGGUCAAGAAGCUCAAGUGCCAGCACUACGGCGUUUGUCCUACAUGCCGCAAGGACUUCCCCGACCACCCUCACAUCGUGUGCAUCCGUGAGACCCCCUUGAGGGCGUGGCCCAUUUUGGGCAAGGCUGCUGACGUCUGGAGCAAGUCUGCCAUUGAAGAGUUCCACCAUCUUCGGGAGCCCAAGUUCUACGCUGGCACCCCAAGAGAGAUUGAGGUAUACUUUACCAAAGACAUUAAGAACGCUGUCGGACUUGCCGUCACCGUCCAAGCAUACCGCACGUCACUUGAUGGAGCCACCACCAAAACUGCGGCGUUCCCCCGCGACUUGGCCCCAAGCGCGCAACAGCUGCAAGCCUGGGCCGAGGCGCAGAUUAGGCAGGAAUACCGUGAAAAUUUUCAGACGGCCAUUCCCAACUUUCUCAUGGCUUAUGCCCACGACGGUCAUGGGCUAGAAAAGCAUAGUUUUGUGGUCAAGGUUCAUCAGAUGUAUUGUUUCUUCAGAAUUUGGAAGACAGCAUCAUUCUGGUGCCGAGAUCCCUCUAAAAACAUUGUUAGCUUGCCCACUUCGGUUCGUGCCCGGCUCCGGGACCACUGCAAGAACCUGCUCAAGGGGUUGGAGUACGAUGUGCUCAAGGAGAUGGAUGAUAUUUUGGCCCGCCAGGGAACCCCAAAGGAUACCCAAAGACUCGCGCUGUCAGCAAGUAUGUGGCAGCUCAUUCUGAUGCACCGUGAGCUCUUGCUUGCUUUCCCCGGCCACAUUGCCGACAUGGAAAAAUCCAAGGCGAGCGAUGCUACUUAUGUGGCGAAUCUCAAGGGGAAUUACAGAUGGCUUGGGGACACCGCAUUCCCUCUCAUCACCACAUUCUAUCACUACCAAUUCAGAAUGAAGAAGAACCUGAGCCCCCCUGAUGACUGGCUCAAGAGCUCUGGCUACCCUGAACGGGCCCGCAAGAGCAAAGCUCUACGCCAGUUGACAAACGCGAUUCUCGAUUCACGCAAGGCGUUUUAUGCAAAAGUGCAAUCCUCAAAGCAUGACAUCGAUCGCCUUUUGAAUAUGGUAGUGGUUAACCACGAGUUGAAGAAGCUGAAUGCUCGUUCACGGCGCCCUAAAUCGGGCAGCAAGUCACGCGACGACGACGACGAUGACUAUUGAUGCACAUAAUGUUUGAUGAUUGAUGAGAAUGACAUGCAAGUUUUGGUCUAUUUCGGCAUAUUUGAAUUUACAUACAUAACAGCAAUUAAGUCUAUUUUCUAUUUUAAGUUUACGGGAGAUGAUAUACUUGUGUAAACACCUUCUUGGGAGCGCCAGCCUCCUUAUUCUUUUUAAAGCUGUCCUUUACCGAGGCGCCAAUGUCUUCAAAGGUGAGGCCGCGCUCGUAUUUGUGCGAGAUACCGAGAUCCAGCGAGACAUUUUUCGUCUCGUCCUUGGUGACAAAUGUGCCUUCGAAUUUGAUAGCCUUGACCAAAUCUUCCGCUGAAGCAGGUAGGCAAGGCACCACCUCUGCGAGGACCCGGGCCAUGGCAGCCAGGUAGCGAGCCCAAAAGGCUGCCUGGGGGUGUUGUCGCCGCAGGACGCCCUCCAGGCCGGUGAGAACGGCAUAAUCGGGAGCGGUGAGCUUGCCCUUUGCGCACAAGCAAAGCGUGACGCCCAGCGCAGCACGUGCAACGUGUGUCAAUCCGGGACAGUCCGAAUCACGCUGAACAGCAUCAUGCAGAGCAUACGCUGCAUUCGUAUCGGCACCGUAUCCGCGCCGGCUCCAAAGCUGCUUGAGGAAUAGGUAUCCCACGCCGGGAGUAAGAAUGGUGGCAAUCUCUGACAGAGGUACGUCCUCUGGGACAGACUUUCGGAGGAUACCCAACGCCGCAUCGUAGAUGGGCUUCUCGGCAUCGGAAAUAUUGGCUAGGACCUCUAGCGGAUUGCUCUCGCGGACAUCCUUAUCCAUAAGCAUCAUAAGUGCGCCAUCUCGGUUCGAUCCGCCGCAAAAGGUCACAUUGCCAAUGUUGGGCACCGCUUGGAUGAAGGCCUCGAUAACAUGCAAGAUAGCAGGGAACUGCUGUCUGCGCCGUCUUGACAUGCCGUAGAUCUUGCCGUCUACGGAAAUGUUCAACGUCUUCAUCUUUGCUGUUUGCUUAAACUGCUCGCCAGUGGCUGUGUAUGUGCUGACGGAAGAGAUGGGGUACGGUGAGAUGCUGUCGCUGUACAUGAGCAUACUUCCAUAACCGCGGAAGCCACCACCGCACAUGUAGACGUCGAUGGGGGCUUUUUCGCCGCGCUCGUGAGCGACCUUGAGGGCAUUGAGGGCCGGGAACUGCGAGCACAGGACCCCGUAGACCGUCUUCAUGCCGCUUUGCAGCGUGCUGAUUUCCACCUGGCGCUUUUCAACAGGCUGCUCGGUGAGGAUGCGCAUAAGCUUUGCGGCGCCGUACGGCAUGCUCGAUCCGGCCGUCGCAGCCUUGAUCUCAUACUCUUUCGCGCUUGUGUCUACCCAUGUCAUUUGCACACUGCCGCCGCCGAGAUCCAGGAACAAGGCUCCCUUGGGAACUCCCACAACACCGCUUCUGGAACCCAUGACGGCGCCAAAGAGCGUCUCAACACUGGGUUCGAGAAUCUGUACACCAAGGCCAUCAGUAGCCUUGCUGAUAGCGGCCAACAUAUCGCCGGCGUUGUCUGCGCGUCUCAUAGCCUCCGUCGCAAAGACAAACAUGUGUUCGGGGGCGACAUUGUGGGCAACAGCGAGACGGUGGAAGCCAGCAAGAGCUUCGGCGA